Hippopotamus amphibius kiboko is the source of this 1668-nucleotide messenger RNA. RefSeq names its product angiopoietin like 5 (gene ANGPTL5). The transcript is spliced from 8 exons. The record is from RefSeq and is a predicted model, not a curated record. Lineage: Eukaryota; Metazoa; Chordata; Mammalia; Artiodactyla; Hippopotamidae. The coding region runs from base 253 to 1419 and encodes 388 amino acids.
UUACAAUGCAGGCAUGUGGUGAUAAAAAAGGGUUUGUAUAACUUAAAAUGAUGGGAUCUCUAGAGGCUACCUUGUUUCUCAUAUGAAGGGUGUUGUUUCAAAUGAGGGCAUGGAAACUAGUAAGUACUGGCUUUUGUUUUUGUUGUACACCUUCCAGAAAUUUUUGACUGAAGACUCUAUGUACUGGAGUUCUUUCCAUACAGAGCUGACUGAUAUUUGAAGAAAAUUUUCGUUUCUCCAACCAAGAAAAAUAUGAUUUAUCUUUUCCAAGCUUCACUCUUGUUCUUAAAUCUAUGUACUUUUACUUGUGGAGAAGCUAUACAAGGUAACUGUGUGCAUCAUUCUACGGAUUCUCCAGUGGUUAACACUGUAGAAGAUGAAUCUAAUGCAAAAGGUGAAAGUAAAAGUAAUGCUACUGUUUAUAAAGAAGAUUGUGAGGAAUCAUGUGAUAUUAAAACUAAAAUUACACGAGAAGAAAAACAUUUCAUGUGUAGAAAUUUGCAAAAUUCUAUUGUUUCUUAUACAAGAAGUACCAAAAAACUACUAAGAAAUAUGAUGGAUGAGCAGCAAGCUUCCUUGGAUUAUUUAUCUAAUCAGGUUAAUGAGCUCAUGAAUCGAGUUCUCCUUUUGACCACAGAAGUUUUUAGAAAACAGCUGGAUACUUUUCCUCACAGACCAGUUCAGUCACAUGGUUUAGACUGUACUGAUAUUAAAGAUACCAUUGGCUCUGUCACCAAAACACCAAGUGGUUUGUAUAUAAUUCACCCAGAAGGCUCUAGUUACCCAUUUGAGGUAAUGUGUGACAUGGAUUACAGAGGAGGUGGAUGGACUGUGAUACAGAAAAGGAUCGAUGGGAUAAUUGAUUUCCAAAGGUUGUGGUGUGAUUAUCUGGAUGGAUUUGGUGAUCUUUUAGGUGAAUUUUGGCUAGGGCUGAAAAAGAUUUUUUAUAUAGUGAAUCAGAAGAACACCAGUUUUAUGCUGUAUGUGGCACUGGAAUCUGAAGAUGACACAUUCGCUUAUGCAUCAUAUGAUAAUUUUUGGCUAGAGGAUGAAACAAGAUUUUUUAAAAUGCACUUAGGACGAUAUUCAGGAAAUGCUGGUGAUGCGUUCCGGGGCUUCAGAAAUGAAGAUAAUCAAAAUGCCAUGCCUUUUAGCACAUCAGAUGUUGAUAAUGAUGGAUGUCGCCCUGCAUGCUUCAUCAGUGAUCAGUCUGUGAAGAGCUGCAGCCACCUCAAUAACAAUACUGGCUGGUGGUUCAACCAGUGUGGUCUCGCAAAUCUGAAUGGCAUUCAUUACUUCCCUGGAAAAUUGCUUGCAACUGGAAUUCGAUGGGACACAUGGACCAAAAACAACUCACCUGUCAAGAUUAAAUCUGUUUCAAUGAAAAUUAGAAGAACUUACAAUCCAUAUUUUAAGUAAUCUCAUUUUAAAUUGUAAUGUGUCUCACCGUUAUUUUUGAUAAUAUAUAAAAUAUUUUACAUAGUUUCUCUUUUUACUGAGUGUUUCAAACAUGUUAGCCAAAAUUUAACCAUAGAUGACAUCUAGGUAUUAUGAGUCUAAUUAGAAAUCUUUAAUUCUGUAGCGUUUUAUAAAGGAAAACAUGGUUCAAUGUAUGCUUUUCCUGCCAAUUUUAUUAACAGUAUAUAAUAAAAUUUGUUUUGAGUGAAU